AUGGCACCCGAUAAAUUAAAAAUAGCAAAACAGGAAUUUGCAGCCAUGAUAAAGUGCGGUGUAGCAAGACCAUCUGACAGCCCGUGGUCAUCUCCACUCCAUCUAGCUCCAAAGAAGGAUAACGGAUGGCGGCCAUGCGGAGACUACCGUAUGCUUAAUGCACGCACAAUACCAGACAGAUACCCAAUACGUCAUAUCCAUGACUUUGCACAUAAUCUCUCCGGGUCCCGUAUCUUCUCUACCAUAGAUCUGGUAAAAGCUUACAACCAAACAAGGGUUGCUGAAGAAGAUAUAUGUAAAACGGCAAUAUCAACACCCUUCGGACUAUAUGAGUUCCCCUUCAUGACGUACGGCCUCAGAAACUCCGGCCAAACGUUUCAAAGGUUUGUGUAUGAAAUGACGCGAGACCUAGAAUUUUGCUACGCCUACCUAGAUGACUUCUUAGUGUUCUCGUCUGACGAAGAAACACAUAAAAAUCACCUGCGCUAA
Messenger RNA from Parnassius mnemosyne (clouded apollo), 489 nucleotides. The record is from the annotation of a GenBank genome assembly. Lineage: Eukaryota; Metazoa; Arthropoda; Insecta; Lepidoptera; Papilionidae.